AUGAUUCGACGCACAUUGCGGCAGUUACUCCUUAAUGUAUCGGGUGAAAGUCCGUCAUUCCGUGCAAAGCCCGUUCGGAAUCUUCAGAUGGAUGUUCAGAUGAGUCCAUAUAAAGAGCAAUUUAAGGAUUACUGGUCUACACCCGUACCGUGGGCAGAUCGUGAGUAUGGCGAGAAGCCAAAGUUAGGCGCACCCGUUCCCACACGCCGUGCGGCUACUGCUAUCGUAGUGGGAAAAAAUAAAUACAUGGAUGCGGCAAAGAUUGAGUCUGGUGAAGAUAAUGAUUACAAAGUACUUAUGAUGUAUCGUGAGGGAAAAGGUCGUUUCGUGCGAGAUCAGUUUAUUUUUCCCUCAUUCCCUCUUAGUUUAGAAGACAGUUCAGAGGAUUGGGAUAAAAUUCUUCGCCGCCGUGAAGUAAAGACACAUUGGCCAGAUUUACAUCAUAGACUUUGUGCUAUGCGUGCACUCUUUGCACAGAUGAAUAUUCUCUUAAUUCCUAAAGAAGGUGGUGGACUCGCUGAAGUGGAAGGACCACCUGGACCAAAGAAGUGGCAUUUACUCGUUCACUCAUCUCCAAAGGCGAUGAAAAAUCUUGUAGAUGUAUUAGAAUUACCAAUGGAAACCUGUCUCUCUCAAUUACUACCCUUUCGUAGUAUUAUAACUCCUACAACGGAAACCUUUCGAUUUGAAAAUCUUAAUUAUCUUAUUCCGUUUGAAAAGAUACCGGAUGUUAGAUUUACAAUUAGUACUUUAGGAGAAAAACUUGUCUGGGUAUCACCUAUGGAAGCCAUGGCAAGAUUUAAUGCUGGUAUAAUGAAUAUGCCUACUCCAAAUCUUAUUACCCUUUCAGAAUUAAAUAAUGAAUGUCCAACCUUUGAAGAUGUAAUGAAACGAACCCCACGUACUCCUCCUCGUUCAGUUCUUCCUGAAUUAUUUCGUCACACUGAAAGUAAAGUUGCCACCAUUGUUCUUCCUGGUGACUUUGCUCAUCCCUCAACAACUGAAGAAGAUAAAAAGGAAAAUUAUCUUCGUAGAUUUGUUUAUGAAAAGGAUUAUCCAUUUGGUGUUCGAGCUGUAUUUGAAGAAAGACCCGCUACUCCAUCAGAGACGGCAGAACCACUCAUUCAAGAAGCUCCCAAACUCUUAGAAGAGGCAAAUGAGAUGGAUAUGGUUUACGCGGAUAUUCCUUACCCGAAACGAGAGAAACGUCCUGAAGAAAUGGGGCGUACAUUAUUCCCUGUUCCUAAAUAUACAUUUCAAGAAGGGACUGAAAAUGAAGAAGGUGUUAUUCCUGUGCAAAAGAGGAAUAUUGAGAGUAUAGGUGACCUUUACACACACACCAAUUAA
Trypanosoma theileri is the source of this 1347-nucleotide messenger RNA. RefSeq lists its product as uncharacterized. The record is from RefSeq and is a predicted model, not a curated record. The coding region runs from base 1 to 1347 and encodes 448 amino acids. Lineage: Eukaryota; Euglenozoa; Kinetoplastea; Trypanosomatida; Trypanosomatidae. Gene Ontology annotation, cellular component: mitochondrion. Gene Ontology annotation, molecular function: hydrolase activity, acting on acid anhydrides, in phosphorus-containing anhydrides. The transcript has a single exon.